UGCAGCUGCAAACCGCCCGUCACGGCACGCAGUCGUUUCCAACAAAUCCACCGCUCCCAAACACCGCCCGUUCCCAUUCGCCAUUCCCCACCGACUCGUCUCCAAGUUCCCGAUCCGUCCAUGGCGAAACCCCUCCUCCUGCUCGCCCUCUUCGCCGCCACCCUCGCCGUCACCGCUGCGCUGGGCGGCCGCGACCCCGGCCCGAUUGUCGGCGGGUGGAGACCCAUCGAGGACGUGACGGAUCCGCACAUCCAGGAGCUCGGCGGGUGGGCGGUCACGCAGCACGCCAAGCUGGCCAGCGACAGGCUGCAGUUCCGCCGGGUCACGCGCGGCGAGGAGCAGGUCGUGUCCGGGAUGAACUACCGCCUCUUCGUGGACGCGGUGGACGGCGCUGGGACCAGCGCGCCGUACGUCGCGGUCGUCUACGAGCAGGCCUGGACCCGCACCCGCGAGCUCACCUCCUUCAAGCCGGCCGCCAACUUCUGAUCCGCCCGUCACCGCCGCGCAUGGAUCUCGAUCUGCAGCUAGCCAACGCAUGAGCUCCGCUGGUUAAUCUCAUCUGCCUGCGUCCUUAAUUUGGUACCGUAGUGCGAGCGGUUUUACUUUCAGUCGUGAGGGUUUUUUUUUUUUUUUUUUGAACACUCCAUUUUUAUUGAUCUAGCAACAUCUUACAAAGACAAGCGUGCAUUGAGACACGCAAGACAUUGAGGUUACACCUGCAUUUAGACAAGCUCCAUUGUCUGUACGUAAGCAUCUGAAACUAAAAGGUCUAUUCUGGAGUUUAAGAGCUAAUCUAGCAUGAUGAUGUGCUCUGAAAUUGUUGCUCCUAGAAAUAUGAAAGACCUUCGAGGCAUCGAAGGAAGAGAUAGCUGCCAUGUGAGCAAGUUGUGGCCUGAUUGUCCAAUGUCCUGGAGCGAGAUGCAGAUCCUGAGCAGCAGCAGCAGUUGCCAAAGUGGCAUUGUCCGUUAAGUAGGUUGGUUGCUGAAUGUGAAGCAGCUCUACGAGCUGGCUUGCAAGCAACAAACCAAAAGCUUCAGCCUGAAUAGCUGAUGAGGCUGGCGGUGAGAUGGCCGAGAUGCAAAUCUGGGAGCAAGUCCUAUCACCGCAAAUCUGCAUAAAAAUACCUAAACCCGCAGGUGCCGGCUGGCCGUCAAGUCCUGGAGACCAAGCAGCGUCAGAGAAAAUGAUGGAUCCUGAUAUGGUUGCGAUGUUCCUGACUGUAGCCCCUGGUGAUGGAGUCAUGUGCUGAACGGACGCAACCUGCAGUUGUAUGGUAUCAUCUGAUGAUGCUUCAGUUGAAUUACGAUCUUGAAAAGAGUUUGCAUCUUCUAAUUUGGUUCCCUGGAUAAUUGCAUUUGCUGCCGCGAACACCUGAUAAGGACUGCAACGUUUCCUGCAAAAGAGUGCGUUGUUCCGAGCUUUCCAAAGACACCACAAGAAAGUGUAUAAAGAAGUGGUAUUAAUAUGUGGGUGCCUUGAAUUAAUAAGAUACUGAAUCAUGUCAGGAACUGAAUGAUGAUUUGCAGCUAUCAGUUCAGUUUUAAUAUACCAAGGUGAAGAAAACCAAGCUGCCUUAGAAAAUGGACAGAGGAAGAGCAUGUGCAUUUCAUCUUCAACGUUACCACAUUGAGAGCAAUUUUCUUUGAUAUGUUGAGAGAACUUACUCGCUCUCUUACCAGUAGGAAGAGCUCUCCUAAGAAGUCUCCAGGCAAAAGUCUGAAUUCGCGGCGCCAUCUGCUUAUCUUGCCAGACCUGAUUAAGAAGGGCUAUGGUUUCCUGCGGAACAAUCUUCGGACGUUGUCUUGGAGGAAGCUGCAGAUUGUUGAAGCAGUGCCUAUAUGCACUUUUAGAGGACCAAUUACCUGCAGGGGUUAGUGUCCAAACCAAAGUAUCUUGUCCAGACGCAUUAAUUAUAGGUGUUUGAAGAAUUGCAUUUGCGGUUUGUGAAGUGAAUAGUGAAUUGAUUAAGCUAGCAUUCCAUUGCUUUUGACCAGGAAUCCAAAGAUCUUUCACUGUAGCAGGAUAGCUGAAAGGCUGAUCUUGUAUAACAAGAUGAUCAUAUAUGUCUUCCCAACCUAGAAACCAGGGAGAGCUCCAGAUCGAGCUGCUACCAUCAACAAUUUGACAAAUGGAGGCAGAUACUAAAAGAGGUUUUACCUUGAGAAUUGCAGCCCAAAAAGCAGAUUUUGGUUUAUCUGGCUUGGCUCUCCAGAUGGAUGUAUCAUGAUGAUAUUUUGCCUUGAGAAUCUGGGCUAUUUGGCUUUGUGGCUCCUUUGCUAGUCUCCAAGCUGCCGAGAGGAUUAGGCCUUGAUUAAGUGCCUGCAAAUUUCGAACACCGAGGCCACCAAUAUUUUUUGCAAUACAAACAUCAGCCCAUGCUCUAAGGCACAAGCUUUUAGUAGUUUGAUCAUCUCGAACACCUGUCCACCAGAAAUUCCUUAUGAUUGCCGUUAAUUUCAGUCGUGAGGUUUUGUCGACCGUGUGAGGUGCACUUCAUCCUGACUACAGUAUUUGCUACUCGUGCUAGAGUAAUACUGGUAAAUAAAUUGCGAGUGAUCAACAAAUGAUGUAGCGGACGGUUCA
Molecule: messenger RNA, 2583 nt
Organism: Lolium perenne
Lineage: Eukaryota; Viridiplantae; Streptophyta; Magnoliopsida; Poales; Poaceae
Product: cysteine proteinase inhibitor 8
Molecular function (GO): cysteine-type endopeptidase inhibitor activity
Source: RefSeq, a predicted model, not a curated record